AUGGUUGCUAGUUUCUCAACAAUUAAUUUGUUAUUAUCUUUGGGAAUAGGUUUUUUAUUUGUUCGCUUAACUUUUGUCAUAGUAAUUAAUAUGAAAAAAAAAGAAAAUAAAUUUAGAGGAAGAAAGAAUAGUGAAGCCUCUGAUAUAGAAUUAGAUACUGAACAUGUUAUUACCGAUAAUAAUAAUAAAGUGUAUUGCAGGUGUUAUUUAUGCGCUGAAGAAGGUUAUGGUGGUGCUUGGAUUAGCAAAAAUACUUGA
Dentiscutata erythropus is the source of this 258-nucleotide messenger RNA. The record is from the annotation of a GenBank genome assembly. Lineage: Eukaryota; Fungi; Glomeromycota; Glomeromycetes; Diversisporales; Gigasporaceae.